UCUCGUCUCCUCCGUGUGUGUAUGUGACAAUUACAGGUGCGGUUCCUGAAACAGAGAACAAAACAUCACACAAUAUCAGCCUGCUUUUAAGUAAGGACAAAAGUGUUGCCAGGAUGUGGCUAUUUAAACAUUUCACAAAACCCACUCCUCCUUCAUCUCAAGAGUUUUGUAGACCCUGGAGGUCCUUGGACUGGAAUGAGGAUAAACAAAAACUUCUGACAGCAGUAAAUGACUUCAAACCUGAGAAUCCAGAAGUUGCCACUCUAAGAAUUCUUCUGCAUGGACCACAAGGUGCUGGAAAAUCAAGCUUUUUCAACUCUGUGGAUAGUGUUUUCCAGGGCCGCAUCACUACCAGAGCCCUGGCACAAGCAACAGAAACUGAUCGAACUUUCACUGUUGAGUGCAAAACAUAUAAAGUGAAGAAGGACAGGCCUGACUCCUACUUUCCUUUCAAUUUCACUGACAUUGCUGGAAUGCACAAAGUAGAAGGAAUAAAGAUGGAUGACAUCAUCAAAUUAUUAAAUGGUCAUAUCAACAGUGGUUAUCAUUUUAACCCAUUCAAACCAAUUUGCGAAGACGACCCGAAGUAUAACAAGAACCCCACUCUGAAUGACAGGAUUCACUGUCUGGUUGCUGUUCUUCCUGCUCACAAUGUUUCUAUUAUGGAUGACGACAUAUUUAUGCAAAUGAGACAAGCUCGUGAGAAAGCACGAGACUUGGGCAUUCCUCAAGUCAUAAUCAUGACCAAGAUUGAUGAAUCAUGCGAACUAGUCAAAAAUGAUCUUAAAAUGACCUACAAAAGCAAAAAAGUAAAACAAAAGAUGGAAGAAUGUUCUGCUAAGACGGGAAUUCCUAUGAGCUGCAUUUAUCCUGUGAAGAACUACCAUGAGGAACGUACCAAUGAUGACACAGUGGAUAUUCUCAUUUUAGAUGCAUUGCAGAAUAUUAUUCACUUUGCUGAUGACUAUAUUAAAGAUCAAAUAGACAGUGAAUAAGUGCCCCUUGAGUGUGUGAGAUUUUUGAAUUACAGGUUGUGUAGGUUGUUUUCCUGAUGGGUCAAUUCAUGCAUAAAUAAUAAUUAUAUAUGUAAAGUAUAGAAAACUACAGUAGUCAAUUACAUCUGUUGUUAGUGGUAGUUUAUAAUUGUAUAAUAACACAUUGUUUUAUUAUUAUUUAGUAUGAAAGAUAAAGGUAUUCACAUGUUGUUUUAAUAAUAAUAAUAAUAAUAAUAAUAAUGUAGCUCAUAAUCAGGAUACUGUUAUGUGUAUAAAAUAAUAGUUUCUUUUAGUGCUCUCUGGGUGAGGUGUGCCAUUGAACCUGCUUGUAGAAAUGUAAAAUACACAUAUGUGGUAUUAUUUUUAAGUGAUUCAGUCAUUGUUUUUGUUACAUUGUCUUAGUUUGGGUUUUUUGCAUUAUUGUUUUAGUAGAUUGUGGUAGUACCAUUUUGCUAAUAUAAUAGGUUUGCGGUUUGUGAGUGGUGGAAUACAGACUUGUUGUGUAAAAUGCAAAUAUUGAUCAUAAUGAUAAAAUUAAUAAGUAACUUGAGGACAAGUGUGACAUUGUGAAAUCCUUUGAUGACAAAUAGGCUGAAAAAAUCCCCCAAGCCUGUAAAACAACAUAAUGAAGGCAAAAAGACACAAUAACAGAUGAUGUAAGUUUACAAGUGGUCUUCCAUAGUUACCACACAACUUUGCUAAAACUUUACCAUUUGUAUCAUGCAGCCUGUCUGACUCAAC
Molecule: messenger RNA, 1736 nt
Organism: Labeo rohita (rohu)
Lineage: Eukaryota; Metazoa; Chordata; Actinopteri; Cypriniformes; Cyprinidae
Product: interferon-induced protein 44-like
Exons: 8
Coding region: 114-995 (293 amino acids)
Source: RefSeq, a predicted model, not a curated record